AUGGAUGUCCCCAAGCCCAUGGAUAUCUCCAACCCGCGGCGCAUGCUCGUCGUCGGCGCUCCGGACUCGGGCGUUCUGGAAUUCCUCACAGACCUCACCACCACCGCCCCUCCCCCGCCUCGUCCUACCGCACCCGCCGACAACGACGACGACACGGCCGACAGCAACAACAAGAAAGACGACAGUAGCAAUGACAGCACCGGCGGCGGCACCAGCAUCGCCGGCCUGACCCACGCCUGGACGCUGACGACGCCCUACUACACGGCCACCAUCCCCAUCUGGAUCGACGAGAUCGCGCACCUCGACUCGUGGCGCGCCGACUUCUGCCAGCCCGAGGCACGCGAGGUCGUAGCCGCCGUCGGCGCAUGGGUCUACGUCUUCCCCAAGCCGGACAGGGGCGACGGCGAGGCCGCCAAGGCAGAGAGAGAGCGCGUGCUGGCGACCAUGGACGCCGUGCAGAAGGUCGUCGAGAAGGGCGCUGGGCUGGGCUGGGACGGCGUGUGCUUGGCUGUCGGGGUCAGGGGUAGGACGGCAGGGUUGGUGGGGACGAGCGAGGCUGUUGUGGAGGAGAGGGCUGCGGCUGCUGGUGGCUGGGGGUUCGAGGAGUGGGAUGAUGCGGCGAGGGAGAAGGGGUUUGAGUAUGUGGAUGCGGAGGCGAAGGGGAGGAAUGAGUUUGGCGAGAUGCAGGGCAUGGCGCGGGUAAAGGAGGCGCUGGAAGCAAAUGAGUGGGAGGGUGAGGCCGCGUUGAGCGAUCUUGAGGAUCUGGACGGUGAGGAUAGCGGGGAUGAGGAUUGGAGCAAGACGUUCGCAGCCGAGGAGGCCGAGAUGGGGAUGGAGCUCAUGGGACUGAAGACGGAGUUGAAUGGUGGCGAUGGGGAGGAUCAGGCGGCGCAGGUGGAUGAGCUGGAGCGGAUGAUGAGCAAGUUGAGUGGUAUCAGAGACCUGGCUGCUGGUAUGCCGGAAGAACAGAGGAAGAAGUUUGCAGCGAAAGCAGUAAACGACCUAAUGAAAUCGCCUUAG
Lasiodiplodia theobromae is the source of this 1020-nucleotide messenger RNA. RefSeq names its product Alpha gamma-adaptin-binding protein p34. The transcript is spliced from 3 exons. Lineage: Eukaryota; Fungi; Ascomycota; Dothideomycetes; Botryosphaeriales; Botryosphaeriaceae. The record is from RefSeq and is a predicted model, not a curated record. Gene Ontology annotation, molecular function: protein-macromolecule adaptor activity. The coding region runs from base 1 to 1020 and encodes 339 amino acids. Gene Ontology annotation, biological process: vesicle-mediated transport.